GGCCUGCAAACACUGUCCACUAGGAGUCCUACAUCUGCAAUGGACGUCCACACUGGACCUCCCAAAUACCUCUGCUCACUCCUUGCCCUAACUCAAGACAAGCAAAGACUUCUACAAAUACGAUGUCCAACCCACCACGCUCGCCUCUCCACCCCACAACCCAACUCGCCAUCUCCGCAACCAACGUCCCUUUCCACUUCCUCAACCGUCUAUUCUCCCCCACCACACGCUUCAUCCUAUCUACGUGCACCCUCAUCCACCGCCUCACCAAGCAAAACUACAUCUUCCUCUGCAUCUUCCUCCUGCACCUAUGGGACCUCUUCAAAGCCUCCCCACCAAUCCGCCCCCUCGCGCAGCACUGGAAACGCAUCGCAACCGGUCUCCUCUUCGCGUGCUGCAGCACCCCCGCCUCGCUCAUCCUGCACGCCAGUAUCCCGCCCUUCCGCGCCUACUGGGCCGACCAGUCGCCCAAAACGCGCACCGAGGCCGCGCAGCGGCUCGCGCUUGGGGUUCGUGUGGAAACAGCACCGGUAUGGGAAGUACCGCGCGAGUAUGCGGAAGCUGGGGCGUGGGUACUGGGCUGA
Molecule: messenger RNA, 584 nt
Organism: Boeremia exigua
Lineage: Eukaryota; Fungi; Ascomycota; Dothideomycetes; Pleosporales; Didymellaceae
Exons: 2
Source: RefSeq, a predicted model, not a curated record